AUGUCGAGCCGUAUCCAGAAAUUGCGAGAUCUGCGGGCGCAACUGAGUUUUCUGAGUCGAGCAGACGGGUCAUGUGCUCUGGAACAAGGUGCAACGGUGGUCUGGUGCGGUAUCAAUGGUCCCGGUGAUGCACCUAUCAGCAAACGACUCACCGAACGCCUCUUCAUCGAUGCCACGCGAUUAGUGAAUGCUGCACUGGAGCAUAGUGUAGACCGUGUGCAAUAUUCACGUGCUGUUCUCACUGUAACGGUGCAUCAGCUGCAGGAUGAUGGCUCCACGGUAAGAAUUCGUCUAAAUACUCAAAAAGGAGAGAAACUUUUCGACAGAAAAUUAAGUUGUGUGUUUUCAAAAAAUUAAAG
Messenger RNA from Gongylonema pulchrum, 359 nucleotides. NCBI's taxonomy places the organism in Eukaryota, Metazoa, Nematoda, Chromadorea, Rhabditida, Gongylonematidae. The record is from the annotation of a GenBank genome assembly.